Lycium barbarum (goji berry) is the source of this 2758-nucleotide messenger RNA. Its product is annotated as 3-oxoacyl-[acyl-carrier-protein] synthase II, chloroplastic-like. Gene Ontology annotation, molecular function: 3-oxoacyl-[acyl-carrier-protein] synthase activity. Bases 705 to 2315 code for a protein of 536 amino acids. Gene Ontology annotation, cellular component: chloroplast stroma. The record is from RefSeq and is a predicted model, not a curated record. The transcript is spliced from 14 exons. Gene Ontology annotation, biological process: fatty acid biosynthetic process. Lineage: Eukaryota; Viridiplantae; Streptophyta; Magnoliopsida; Solanales; Solanaceae.
UCUCCUGGCUCCUUUUAUGUACUCUCAAUUCCCAGAAAACCUGAGAUAUAGAUAUCAUAAUCUUGUUAACUUUUUUCUUUCUUGGUUAAUAUGCUUUUAUUAACAGUAUAAUUCUAUUAAUUGGCCUCAUUUCCAUUAAUGAAACAUUUUUUUUUUUUAAUAUUAGCUUUUCAAGGCUCUCUGUUUUUGUCUUUUUCUGUGAUGAGUAGUACUCAGAUAUAGUCCCUACUAAUAUAUAUAGAGAAGAAUUUUUUUUUAUAAAUAUUGAAACUUGGCAUUUAGACAACUCUGUUUGUUGUGCACAGAGAUCCAUAAAAAUAAAACCACUUUGUUUUUCUUUAAUUUAUUUUUCUCUCAGAUUUAAGCAACCCCAUAAAAAAAAUAUAAUGCCACUCAUUUCUUUAAUCUCAGCAAUUUUUACUUCAUUUUAAUGAUACCCCAUUUUGGGUUUUACAUUGUUUAAUGAUAUUUAUAAGGUUGUUAUCGAAAAAAAGAUUUGAUUUUUGAUUAGAAAUUGAAUCAAGAAUGUCUUUUACUUCAUUUUAAGGAUACCCUUUUGGGUUUUACAUUGUUUAAGGUGAAAAAAGAUUUGAUUUUUAAUUGGAAAUUGGACUUUUUACUUCAUUUUAAGGAUACCCUUUUGGGUUUAACGUUGUUUAAGGUUAAAAAAAAAUUUGAUUUUUUGAUUGGAAAUUGAACUAAGAAUGUCUUCAUUGAAUGUAUCGACAUGGGUAAUGGUUGCAUGCAUGUCAGGUGCUUGUAAAAAUGGGCAAGAGAAUUCAAAGACUUGCAAAGAGCUUUCAUUUUCCAAUUCUAGUUUAGUGAAUAAUGGCUUUUCAUCACUCUAUGGAUUUGGAAGUGGUUAUCCUAAUUGUUGGAGGAGCAAAUUUAGUUGCAGUGGCAAACAAGGUGUCAUAAGAGCCAUUGCCGUACAACCAGAAAUGGAAGUUGCAUCAAAAAAGAAACCACCAACCAAGGAAAGGCGAGUGGUUGUGACAGGAAUGGGAGUGGUCACACCAAAUGGUCAUGAUCCUGAUGUGUUUUAUGAAAACCUUCUUCAAGGUGUCAGUGGCAUAAGCGAGAUAGAAGCUUUUGAUUGUUCGCCUUUUCCAACAAGGAUUGCUGGAGAGAUCAAGUCGUUCUCAACUGAUGGCUGGGUUGCACCUAAACUUUCUAAAAGAAUGGACAAGUUCAUGCUUUACAUGCUAACAGCUGGCAAGAAGGCAUUGUCAGACGGUGGAAUUACUGAAGACGUAAUGAAAGAAUUGAAUAAAACAAGAUGUGGAGUUUUGAUUGGCUCUGGUAUGGGUGGGAUGAAGGUCUUCAAUGAUGCAAUAGAAUCUUUAAGGAUUUCUUAUAAGAAGAUGAAUCCUUUCUGUGUACCAUUUGCCACUACAAACAUGGGCUCUGCAAUGCUUGCCAUGGACCUGGGAUGGAUGGGUCCGAAUUAUUCAAUUUCAACAGCAUGUGCUACAAGCAACUUCUGCAUUUUAAAUGCUGCGAACCAUAUCAUUAGAGGUGAAGCUGUAAGUUUCUUCCCUCGAAUCACGAAAGAGCUCUUGAAAGCAUAUCUUGAAUCAUUAGAAGGGAGAACAACAUUUUUGGGAAUCCCUCAGUUAUUGGAUAUGAUGCUCUGUGGUGGAUCAGAUGCAGUAAUUAUACCAAUUGGAUUGGGAGGAUUCGUUGCAUGCAGAGCACUUUCCCAGAGAAACAGUGAUCCUACUGGAGCUUCUCGGCCUUGGGAUAAGAAUCGUGAUGGAUUUGUAAUGGGUGAAGGAGCUGGAGUCCUGCUUCUGGAAGAACUUGAGCAUGCCAAGAGAAGAGGUGCAACUAUCUAUGCUGAAUUUCUGGGUGGAAGCUUUACAUGUGAUGCUUAUCAUAUGACCGAGCCUCAUCCUGAAGGAGCUGGUGUUAUCUUGUGCAUAGAGAAGGCGUUAGCUCAGUCUGGUGUAUCCAAGGAAGAAGUGAACUACAUUAAUGCACAUGCCACUUCCACACCGGCCGGGGAUCUCAGAGAGUACCAAGCGCUUGUACAUUGUUUUGGCCAGAACCCAGAGUUACGAGUGAAUUCUACAAAGUCUAUGAUUGGUCACCUGCUAGGAGCUGCUGGUGCCGUUGAAGCUGUAGCAACUGUUCAGGCAAUACGAACUGGAUGGGUUCAUCCAAAUAUAAAUCUUGAAAACCCAGAUGAGGGUGUGGAUACAAAUUUACUUGUCGGUCCCAAAAAGGAAAGAUUGGAUAUUAAGGUGGCAUUAUCUAAUUCAUUUGGAUUUGGUGGCCAUAAUUCGUCGAUCUUAUUUGCUCCUUACAAGUAGAUAUCUGUGACAAGGCUGGUCCUAUUCAACAGGCCAAAGGAAAAUUUAAUAGGGUCCUUGAUUCCAAGUUACAUGGAGUCAAAGUUCUCAGAAGUUGGUCUCAUUUUACUGGAAUCAUGGUUUCCUUUGUUGCAACAUAAUUUGAUGAGACUUCUCUAGUGGAAGAAGCUAUUCCUUGUAGAUAAUUGUUGGAGCAAGCACAUGAAGGGGCAAUCGCGUAGGAUUUCCUUUUACUUUUCGAUCAUGGCCAUUGUGACAUUCUUGUUUUCGAUCAUUAAACUGAUAUCUUGUUUUCGAUCAUUAAACUGAUAUCUUGUUUUCUUAGGCAUCAGAAAAUGAUUGUGUGGAAAUGGCGUUACUAUAGAACCUUUGAAUGAUAGCACAUAUCAGCUCUUGUGGACAUAUCAUAUUAUUUUCUCUUAACAACUUUAAGUUUUGGUUUC